This is a messenger RNA of Naegleria fowleri, 786 nucleotides long. RefSeq lists its product as uncharacterized. Gene Ontology annotation, cellular component: plasma membrane. Gene Ontology annotation, molecular function: GTPase activity; GTP binding; GDP binding. Bases 1 to 786 code for a protein of 261 amino acids. Gene Ontology annotation, biological process: signal transduction. The record is from RefSeq and is a predicted model, not a curated record. The transcript has 5 exons. NCBI's taxonomy places the organism in Eukaryota, Heterolobosea, Eutetramitea, Acrasida, Naegleriidae.
AUGCCUAAAAACAAAGACAAUAUUAAUUUUUAUCAAGUCGCCAUUUGUGGAGAUGGUGGUGUCGGAAAGACAAGCGUGACCAUUCAAUAUUCACAAAACAAAUUCGAAGGAGAAGAUGUCUAUGAUCCAACCAUUGAAAGUAGUUUCGUGGUUCGGAGACAAUAUGAAGACAUUAGUUUGGAAUUGGAAAUUGUAGAUACUGCCGGCCAAGAUGAUUACAAAGCCCUUCGAUACAAUUACAUGAAUUCAUGCUAUGGUUUCAUAUUCGUCUUUGAUGUGACCAAAGCGGAACAAAGCAUCCUGAGUCUUGUUCCCUAUGUCGAACAAAUUCGAUCCAUCAAAGCCGACAAGUAUCAACCCGUAGCAGCCCUCAAUAACCUCGACUUUCCAUGCAUUCUUCUCGGAAACAAAUGUGACUUGGUGAAUCACAUUCCAGAAAAAACCAUUCAACAAAUUAUUCAAUCGACUCUCAAAUUAGAGUGUCCAGUGUUUUACGUUUCUGCAAAAACUCGUAAAAACAUUGAGGAAGCAUUUCAACAAUUCACACGAGUGUUGCGUGUGUUUGAAACGUCACAGAAAAAUCCCGAAUGGAAAUAUCCAUCGCAUGGCAAGUCCUCACCAAGCCCACGUCUCGGAAGUUCAUUAAGCAGUUCAUCAUUGAGAUCUUCAUCGUCAUCAAAAACUAGUAAGAGUUCGAAUAGUAGUGCAGGUCGAAAAAAGAAUAUAUUUGCGUCAUUGGCAUCGGAUGAUAAUGGUUUGGAUCGUUUUGAAGAUGAUGGGUUGUGA